Molecule: messenger RNA, 705 nt
Organism: Eufriesea mexicana
Lineage: Eukaryota; Metazoa; Arthropoda; Insecta; Hymenoptera; Apidae
Product: extensin-2
Exons: 2
Coding region: 43-705 (220 amino acids)
Source: RefSeq, a predicted model, not a curated record
ACCGACGUUCAUCCGAUAGAUCGUACAACCCAAGCCGAAAUCAUGUUCAGGUUACUGAUACCGUGCCUGAUAUGGCUGUCGAGCGUUCGCUCCGAAACCGCAGUGAACAUGCACAUGCACAUGCCGGACGGCAUGGUGGAGGACAAAAUGACUAUGAAAAGGGAGUCGUAUUAUAAUCCGUGUCCUCCGACUUUUGCGCAUCCCAUCUCGUAUUCGCCUCCGCCGCAGAUUUACGUGAAACCGUACGUGGAACCAGCGCCUGUUCAUUACAUUCCGAAACCGAUGAUCACCUACGUAAAACCAUCUCCACCCCCGAUCAUCGUGAAGCCAUCACCUCCGGUAAUCGUGAAACAAGCAGCACCGGUAAUCGUGAAGCCGGUGGUUCAGCCGGUGGUUCAGCCGAAAGUGGUGUACCCGAUUUAUCAGAAACCGAUGGUGUCGUACGCGCCGAUCUAUCAAAAACCGAUCUAUUACGCGCCCAUGUAUCAGAAAUUGCUGUACCAGGCACCGAAAGUUUACCUGAAGAAGUACGAACUGCCGGUCACUCAAGUGAUUCACAAGCCUCAAAUUUCCUAUCCAGUUCAGUAUCAUCAGUCGAAAGUGGUGCAGGUACAGGCACCGCAGGUUAGCUACGUGAAACUCGCCCAGCCCAUCGUUCACCCCCAGCCUAUUUAUCAAACGCCCAUAAAACCGUAUUGCCCUUAA